Mercenaria mercenaria is the source of this 4623-nucleotide messenger RNA. RefSeq names its product major facilitator superfamily domain-containing protein 1-like. Gene Ontology annotation, biological process: transmembrane transport. The coding region runs from base 38 to 1438 and encodes 466 amino acids. The transcript is spliced from 13 exons. NCBI's taxonomy places the organism in Eukaryota, Metazoa, Mollusca, Bivalvia, Venerida, Veneridae. The record is from RefSeq and is a predicted model, not a curated record. Gene Ontology annotation, molecular function: transmembrane transporter activity. Gene Ontology annotation, cellular component: lysosome.
GACUGUCACGUGAUUGUCAAUCAGCAAAGAAAACAAAAUGACGGAAACAGACACAGAGAAAACUCCCUUAAUAAAGGAUUAUGACGGAGAAGAUGAAGAACUUACAGGCUGUGGGGCAACCCUGGCCUGUAACCCAAGAAGAUCACUUCAUAGAUACCUGAUCUUGAUCAUCAUGUGUUUCCUAAGUUUUGGGAGUUAUUUCUGCUAUGACAAUCCAGCUGCUCUUCAGGACAACAUGACAAGGGAUUUGAAAAUAUCAGUCGGUAAAUUCAUGGGGUUUUAUUCCUGGUACUCAUGGCCGAAUGUAAUUCUCUGUUUCUUCGGUGGAUUUUUGAUUGACAGAGUGUUUGGUGUCCGGGUUGGUGCGGUCAUUUUCAGCUUGUUUGUUACAGCAGGACAGAUUGUUUUUGCGACUGGAGCUUUAGUUAACAAAUACUGGCUUAUGUGUGUUGGGAGAUUCAUUUUUGGAAUUGGUGGUGAGUCUCUUGCAGUAGCACAGAAUACAUAUGCGGUGAAAUGGUUCCAGGGGAGAGAACUCAACAUGGUGUUUGGUCUUCAGCUCAGCUUCUCUAGAGUUGGUAGUACAGUUAAUAUGAAUGUUAUGCAGCCUAUCUACAAGUACAUAUCACGCACAAUUCAGGGAUUCAAAUGUCUUGGUAUAGCUUUGUUUGUAGGAGGUGUUAUGUGUUUCCUGUCUUUGAUAUGUGCACUGGCACUUGGAUAUUUUGACAAGAGGGCGGAUAGAAUUCUGAAACGGGCCUCGGUUACUUCAGAGGAAGUUAUAAGAAUCAGGGAUGUGAAAGAUUUUGGUUUCAAGUUUUGGUUGCUAUGUGUUAUCUGUGUGGCUUACUAUGUGGCUGUGUUCCCUUUUAUAGGACUUGGUCUUGUUUUCUUUGAAAUGAAGUUUGAAAUGGACCCUUCUUUAGCUAAUAGUGUAAACAGUUUGGUGUACAUCAUAUCAGCAGUUGCCUCCCCUCUGUUUGGUUUCCUCAUAGACAAGAGUGGCAGGAAUGUAUUCUGGGUAAUUCUUGGGACCUCUACAACUAUUGGUUGCCAUGCACUGCUUGCCUUUACAUUCAUUACACCUUUUGUUGCCAUGAGUAUAAUGGGAUUGGCUUACUCAGUACUUGCCAGUGCACUGUGGCCAAUGGCAUCAAUGAUAGUGCACCAACAUCAACUUGGGACAGCAUAUGGCAUAAUGCAGGCUAUCCAGAACCUUGGUUUGGCAACUAUAUCAAUUGCUGCUGGCAGUAUAGUAGAUUCCAAAGGUUACCUUAUCCUUGAAGUCUUCUUUCUUGCCUGGCUGUGUAUUGCCCUUAUCGCUGCUGUUUUGUUAUAUCUGAUUGAUGCAGCACAAGGAGGGGUCCUUAACAGAUCUGCUAAACUUCGACAGAAGGAAAGGGAACUGGAGGAAGCUAAUGAGAAAGUGAUAAACUGAGGGGAGGCAAUCCCAGUUGAUUAGAUGGUGCCAAACAUUGUUUAUAUGUAUUAAAAACCACUCUUUGACAGGAGUUAAAACAUUCCAAAAUCUUUGAUACAAGAUAUGUAUAGGUUUAAAGACAUGGAUUUUUUAGAGUGAUGACUAGAAGUUGUUGUUUUAAGAGUUUUUUGUUUACUAGUGUUUGUUUAACAUACACUUAUUUUAACAUACACUUGUUUUAACAUAGGCUUGUUUAAAAAGACUUGAAAAUCACAUGAAACAUAUUUAUGUUGUUUUAGAUAUAGGUUUGAGAAUAUUUUAUGAAGUUUAAAACAGGGAUAUAUAUCGAAUAGUCUGUGGAAUUAACAUAUGAGGUUUUUGAAUUUUAACAAUUUUCUGACCACAUAAAAGCUUCAUUAGAUGACCAAAAACCUAAAACUGCACUCAUUGGUUGAUAGUGUUUGAUUUGUUUGUUCAUAGAACUACAUAUUUCAUCAUUUUAGGAUUGCUGUUGUAUAUUUUAGAUGGUCGUGAUCUUAACCAAAUCCUUAAUUCCUCUCUUUUUGAUAGAGUUCCUAUAUUUCUGGGGACCUCCUAAAUGGUGUAUAAUUUCCUGUAUUCUGAAUAGUUUUUAUACAUAUUUAAUUUCAACGUUUUCCACAAGAGAAAAGUGCAAAUACUGUCUGUUUUUCUUGUUCAGUAUUUCUUUAAGGAUGUUCCUAGGUAGAGUUUUUAGCAUUGUCAUCAGUUCAUAUUUUUUUAAGUGUAUACACCAUUAUAUUCUAAGCAUGCAGACUUUAUUUGUCCCCUAUUGGUUGAAAAAAUUUAGUUCCAGUGUCUUACGAAGGUUCAUUUGCCAGUCAGCCUAAUUGCUUGAUUGCAAGUUUGAAUUAAAAUAUAAUGGGUAAAUGUUGUAUAAAACAAAACGAAGUCAGCAGUAUCUUAACUUUAAUUACAGAUGGUGAUUUAUGGUCACCCUGGUAUAUGUUUUGGAAUGAGAAACAAAUUUGUGAGGGAGGUAAUCAAAAUGCUCGCAAUACUCAUAUUGUUUUAUUGGCUUAUUUUUGCUUUUAUUUUAUGCAUUCUUCUUUCUGUUUUGUUUUUGCUUCAAGUGUAAUAGUAUGUAACAUGUACUUGUACUUUAUUCAAAUUUCAUUUGUAUUAUAUCAAAAUUUGACAGUUUUUGAAUUUUUUUUUUAAUUAUUAUAAAAUUUCUGUCUGAAUUAUUUCCCUUUAAUAAUUUUUGCAGUGAUUUUCAUGUUGAAUGAACAUUUUUUUACAACAUAAAGUCAGCUCCAGCAUUAAACUGUAUCUUUAAGAAAAAGUAGCUGCUAGUAUUUUCCACAAAAGAAUAGUUCAUUUAUAAGAUACAAGCAGUUAACAUUUUUUUUCAUUGUUGCAUAUAUGUACUUAAGGAACAAAUUUCUUUUUGAAUUCAGUGAAAUGAAUGACAGAAUAUGAUCUUCAAAUCCAUGCAUUGCAUUAAAUGUUGUAAUUCAUGGUUAAUUUGCCAAUCAUAUACUUACAUGCAUUUCGCCUGAAUUUCAAAGAAAUUCAUUUCUUAAGUACAUAUUUAUUUUCUAUAUUAAUUUUAUAAUGUGGGGGUUGUCAAAACAGCGGCAUGUUAUUUCGAAGGGGUAUUAUCAUAAUUUGGUGCCUUUACUUUUGUGAUUCAUAUAUUAAAAUGAAUAUCAUAAUAUUUAUGGAACAAAUAGUGACAUUGUAAACAAAUUAUGUUAGUAUUAUGACAGAAACAUUCUAACUGGAUGCUACAAGUCUUGAGCAUAAGGGAUCCAUUUUAGGCAUUGUAUAUAAUUCUGUCAGUCAAUUUUAUUUUAUAAGUUUAGUGAUACAUUUGCAGUGGUCAGUUUUACGGCAUCAGUUUUACAUUCUUGUUUUGUUGUUACAUUGUAAUAAUCAUAUAACUUCUUUUAAGGCAUAAAAAAAAAUUGUUUGUUUCUGGUAACAUGCUAAAAAAAUUAGGGUAGGUAGGUUGGUAAAUUUUUUUUUUAUAAAGUGGGACUUUUCGGAAAUUAUUUGUGUCAAAAAAAGAAUACAAAUAAGGGGGUUAUGCCUUUAGAGCAUCAGUAAGUUGAUUUCUAACAUCACUGACCAUGUUUAAAGCAUAAAAAGUGCAAUUUUGUAACUUUUUGUUCAAAGUUGAAAAAAAAAUACUACAAGGCCAUAAAAACAUUUAGGGUCGGGUCAAAAAUUUAGGGUAGGUCGAGAUACAAGAAACAACCAAUUUUUUUAAUUAGGCCUAAUGCAAAAACUGAAAUAUUAUUAUUGUACAAAAGUAACUAUUUCCUUUUGUAAUUAUGAAUCUAAAAUUGGAAUAUUUUAAUACUUAGAAUUGCUCAAAUACAGCCUGACAACUGUCUGAGGCAGGAUUAAUGCAUGAGAGUUGUGUAUUUAAGUGUAAAAUCGAAAUCUGUUUCUAAUGAAUGGUAGCUACAAGUGAAAAUGUAAAAUCUAGUGUUCACAAGUGCCAGGUACUUAGAUCUUAAGUUUGAAUUAUUAAACUUAUUUUUUUAAUGCUUUAACCAAAUUUUACCCUUUUUAUUGUUCUGUACCAGUGAAAAAUAAGGAUUUCAUAUUUUUCUAUCAAAUAUAUUUUUCACUGUGAGAUUACAACAUUUAUUUCAAUUUUUCAUGAAAAAAAGAUGUUCUGUAGUCAUUAAUAUUUUGUAUGUGUAUGAGUAUGGUGCUAAGAACAUAAUUUUAUUUCUGUUUUUAGUUGAUUGAAUAAAUGCUCAGGCCACUACAUGCACCUCUAAAUGUUUAAAACUGUACUGAUGCCAUGUUUUCAUUGUAUAACUGAAAUAUUACUCUUAAACUUACAAUGUUAAUAUAAUAUAUAUACAUGUAUCAAAAUUGUUGCCCAAUAAAUAUUUUUUUAAUAAAAAUAAUUGUUCAAAUCAACAUUGUUGUAUUUUAUAUUUUAUUUUUAUUGAAUUAGUAUAACUAAUAAAAGGUAUAAUGUUAUUCAUAUACUAGUAGUGUAAUAACCUGACGAGAACAAAAAUGAUUUAAUAACCACAGAUAAUUUAUAACUGUUGUUUUUUGAACUUCUGUCUUCAAGGCUGUUGUUAAUUUACGAAACACUUUACAAAGUUAUGUUUCAUCUAUUCUUAUGUACACCCUGAUGAAGGCACUGUAAAAGCCGAAACGUUGGUUGUGAAUUAAAAUUGUUUUAAACUUAA